CUCCCUCUCGCUCGUCCCUCCUCCCCCGCCUCCCAACCACCGCCUCCCCCCUCCCGGAUCCCCUCGGGCCGCCGGAUCCGGCGAGGCAGAGGGGCGCGCCCCGCGGCAGAUCCGAGGCGGCUCCGCGGAACAUUCCUCCGGUCCGGGCGGGCGCCACCUGGCAGGCGAGGGGCGUAAUUCCGAGGGGAGGACGAGGAGCCGGGAGGCGCGGGGGAGGUGGAUGAGCGCGGGGAGGCCUCGCCGCGGCACAGCGUAGGAGCCCCGCGCGCCGCCGGGAAGAAGCUAUGAUCGAGCAAUUCGUUAAUUUCGUCAUCCGCCCGCCCCGGUCAGAAUAUAAUCCAGAUCAGUAUCUAUGGGACACAGAGUUUAUCCUCGCUGGACGGAAAUACAAACGACUAGACUUGGAGCUUACGAACGCAAGAGGCUAUAUCUUAAAAUGCAGCCACUAUGUUCCUGCUUUUAUCCCAGAGAAGACUGCCCUCCCAUGUGUGGUCUACUGCCAUGGAAAUAGCGGAUGCCGAGCAGAUGCAAAUGAAGCCGCUGUAAUACUGCUUUCUUCAAAUAUCACUGUUUUCACACUUGACUUUUCUGGGUCAGGUCUAUCGGGUGGAGAUUAUGUCAGCCUGGGUUGGCAUGAGAAAGAGGACCUCAAAUGUGCGGUGUCACAUCUCCGGGCCAAUAAGCAAGUUUCCACUAUAGGCCUUUGGGGGCGAUCGAUGGGUGCUGUUACAAGCCUACUUUAUGGAGCCGAAGAUCCCUCUAUUGCUGGCAUGGUAUUGGAUAGUGCUUUCACUAAUUUGUAUGACUUGAUGCUGGAACUCGUCGACGUUUACAAAAUUCGAGUUCCUAAAUUCACGGUUAAGAUGGCUGUACAGUACAUGCGGCGAAUCAUUCAGAAAAGAGCCAAGUUUGACAUAAUGGAUCUUAAUGUUUUAAAGUUGGCUCCCAUGAUGUCUAUCCCUGCAUUAUUUGGUCAUGGCCUGAAUGAUAUGUUUAUUCAGCCCCACCAUUGCGAGCGUAUUCACGAGGCAUAUGGGGGGGAUAAACGUAUAAUAAAAUUUGAGGGUGAUCACAAUUCCCCAAGACCUCAAUCUUUUUAUGAUUCAGUUUCAACAUUCUUCUACAAAACAUUGCGUCCUCCUCUGUUGCCUUCAGCACGUUCGAAUAAGCGACUUAUGGGUGCAUAUAAAGUUGGUAACAUAACCAAUGAGAGCUUCUUCUCUAAAAUCGUCGAUGGUCUACAGUCAGCUAACACUGCCACCUGCAGUUCAUCGACAGAUGCACCUAACAUUCUGAAUGCUAAAACACCUGCAGUUGAAUUGCUGUCAGAAAGCUUGAACCAGCUCUCUGUCAAGAAAGAGACUGACUUGGGUUCCCUUUUAGAUGAAAAUCAUAGCCUGUCAGAGAUGGAUGGGGAUAGUGUUGGGUUACGUUUGCAGGAUAAAAUUAGUAGGCACAAUGAGGAGUCCUGCUCAUACACGAGCUCUAACAGAGAAAGUUGGGGCAGAUGUUCAUCUGUAGGAGCGGCCAGUGAUGAUGAAUCAUUCUCAGGGGAUAAUAAUUAUAAGCAGGAGAAUAAGGCAGUGAAGGCUCUGGCUACGCCUCUAAGACAAAGCCAGAGGAAACCAUCUGAGAAAGCUAAGGAGAAGAAGAUCCGAGUACUGUGGAAGAAAAUUAAGUGCGAGAAGGUGGAGAUGGGGGACAGUCUAUCACAGCGCUUCAGGAUGUGCCUCGGGCAAUCUCCUCGGCACAAGAGGAAUAAAUCAUCUGGAGCGCUCACAACUUCAUAGCCCUGACAAGCCUGCUUGAACCACUGAUCGUCCUGAUUCUGACCGACUGUUGUCACUGCGACACUGUAACCUGUAGCCAUAGGUGAAUAUACAUAGCUUGACGCCACAAUCGCGUGCCAGGAUGCUCAACGGCUGAGAGGCGCGCCCUUGUCUUGUAUCAUCCCCUGUAAUUGCCUGAAACAAGUGUAAUUGCCACCUCCGCCUUGCAGUUUACAUGUAACUUCCUUACCCCACUUCUGCAUCUUGUGGAUGCAGUGUGGCAACAGCUUGUUGGUGAAAUGGAAUGGGUUUGGUGCUUUUAUCUUGUA
Messenger RNA from Panicum hallii, 2098 nucleotides. RefSeq lists its product as uncharacterized. NCBI's taxonomy places the organism in Eukaryota, Viridiplantae, Streptophyta, Magnoliopsida, Poales, Poaceae. The transcript has 14 exons. The record is from RefSeq and is a predicted model, not a curated record. The coding region runs from base 285 to 1790 and encodes 501 amino acids.